Microbotryum saponariae is the source of this 1675-nucleotide messenger RNA. Lineage: Eukaryota; Fungi; Basidiomycota; Microbotryomycetes; Microbotryales; Microbotryaceae. The record is from the annotation of a GenBank genome assembly.
AUGCGUCGCUCGCUCGCUUCCCAUCUCCCGAUCCGGAUCCCUUCCCUCACCGGCACACCUCAUCCUCCAGCCCCUCACAUGGAGUUGACAGACUCGACGCGGUUGCUGAUCGACUUCUUAAAGCGAAGGAGAGGGAAGACCGUCGUCCUUACCGGUGCGGGAGUCAGUACCGACUCCGGGAUACGCGUGAGUUGGCCCGGGGUUCUUUCUCGAGGUCACGUGCGCGCCGAGAUCGGUGAUCGGUGAUCGGAGGCAUCGAGGCUGGGAGGCGAGGGUGGGAUGACGAUAACUGACUCAGUGUCGGUGCUUGGGGCAUGUUCCUUCUCGCAGGCUUAUCGAGGAUUGAAUGGAAGUUAUACCACGAAUGUCAGUCUGACCCCAACCGGUCCCACUCUGGCACAAAUGGCCACCAUCGUCCCCGAGGCACAGGCGUAGCUGAACUCUCUUUCGUCGCGAACGUGGAACUUCACCGAGGAGCAGAAGAAGCACCGCCCCAUCUUUUACCACGAAUUUAUCGAAGAGGAAUCGAAGCGCCGGAGAUACUGGGGUCAGUCCUGGACCGGACCCGAGAUCACGUCGGAAGAAUUUGAUCCUGAUCUGAGGCCUUGUACGCGUGGAUUCGCAGCUCGGUCAUAUCUCGGAUACCCUCCCGUCCGUAUAUAAAACACUCGGUGCACUGCUUCCUUCAUUCUUUCCUUCACCGGGCUGAGCAUGUCUAUUGAUCGAAUCAGGUCCGAGUCGCGGAACCCAAUCCGACGCAUUACGCCUUGGCGGCUCUGCAAAAGCUCGGUCACGUCUCACACCUCAUCACCCAAAACGUCGAUGGCUUACAUCACAAAGCCUACGACAACGAUCUAACGACGUACUUGGCUCCUCCACCUAUCGCGCCGCCCACAACAGCCACUGCCUCGUCCCCGUCCGGCUCGACCACCGAACCAAAACCCCUACCUUUCGAGCCCGACAUCCUCGAAUUGCACGGCACGUUGCGCCACGCGCAUUGUCUCUCUUGCCAAACACCCAUAGGCCGCGACGCGUUCCAAGAUCGUCUUUCGGCUCUGAACCCCGCAUGGGCAGAGUACUCGCACAAUUUGGAAAGUGGCAAGACGAAACCCAUCUUGAACCCCGAUGGGGAUGUCGAACUCGGGAAAGGGGUCCGUUACGAGGAUUUCAACGUCCCCGCUUGCGAUCACUGCGGGGAAUACAUGAUGAAACCAGUCAGUCCAAAUCUGACGCUCUCAUUGGAAAUGCGUGGAUGAGAAGACUGACUAGACUUAUUGUAACUUUUCUCGUUCACCCCCCUUUUCAGAAAGUCACCUUCUUUGGCGAAUCCUUGCUUCCCCACGUUAGGGACCUCGCGACCUCGUGGAUCGAAUCAUCGACCCAAUUACUCGUCAUCGGUUCCUCCCUAGCGACCUAUUCGGCCUUCCGGCUCAUCCGUCUUUCCAAAGACCUCGACCAUCGAGUAGGCUUGAUCAACGUUGGCGAAUCGAGGGGGGAUGGUUUGGUUGAUUUCAGAAUCGGAUGGGAAGGCGGAGCUGUAGAGGUUUUGCCGCCUGUGGUGAAAAGGUUGUUGGAGGAUGGGCCAGAGGUGGAAGAAGUUUUGAAGACGGAGGUGGAGGAAAUGAUGAGGAGGGGUAGGAUCAAGAGGAUUGGGAAUGGGGGGACUGCAGCGUAG